Anopheles cruzii is the source of this 520-nucleotide messenger RNA. RefSeq names its product thyrostimulin beta-5 subunit (gene Gpb5). Gene Ontology annotation, biological process: G protein-coupled receptor signaling pathway. Gene Ontology annotation, cellular component: extracellular region; cytoplasm. Gene Ontology annotation, molecular function: hormone activity. NCBI's taxonomy places the organism in Eukaryota, Metazoa, Arthropoda, Insecta, Diptera, Culicidae. The coding region runs from base 1 to 504 and encodes 167 amino acids. The transcript has 2 exons. The record is from RefSeq and is a predicted model, not a curated record.
AUGAGUAGUACGGCGAAUGGUCGGCUGCUGGUAUCGGUCUUCUGCGUGAUCCUGUCGCUCGGAGGAUCGACCGCCGAAACCCGUAGGGAGAUGACCGAUCGUUCGAAUCAAGUGUAUCUCGGUUGCCACAAGCGCCUGUUCACGUACCGCGUAUCGCAAACGGAUAGUAAGGGCCGCGAGUGUUGGGAUCAUGUUUCGGUAUUGUCCUGCUGGGGUCGGUGUGAUUCGAACGAAAUCUCCGACUGGCGCUUCCCGUACAAACGGUCACACCAUCCCGUUUGCGUGCACGGGGGACGCACGAAAGCGGUGGCCAUGCUGAGGCACUGUCACCCGGACGCGGACCCUGAGGCGCGGCAGUACGAAUACAUGGAACCGAAGUCGUGCAACUGUCAGACCUGCUCGAGCACGGAUACCAGCUGCGAGGGACCGAAGCAGCUGAACACGGAAGCGGUGACUAAAAUCUUUCAAAUCGAAGACGAGGACACGGAGCCGGAGUACACAUAAUGGGGAGGAUCAACCC